GGUAGUACUUGGUCCUGGAGAAAGGACUACCUUUGCCGCACGUUUCUUCACUGUCAGGGCGCAGCGAGCUUUGGAUUUGACUCUUGACCUUUAAAGUUGAAAGGGGCGUUCUGAGGCCUGACCAAGCCUGCUCACUUGAUUGUGCUUAGGUAUUUAUGGUGUCCUGGGCGUAGCGGCCCUGCAGGAGUUGUGAGUUUCUUGAGUUGCAGAAGACAUGGCGUCGCACGUUGGAGCGUGGAGCUGGGUGCUCUGUCUUUCUUUGUUGCUCGUUGCAACUGAUGUGGCGUCCGCGCAGACCUCACAAAACAAUGCUCCCAGCCUUUCUGACCUCUAUGGGAAGCAACUGGGCGACCAGCUCAAGAAGCUCUUCCCGUAUUGCGUCGCCAAUGGCCAAAAAGACGAGCAAGACACCUUUGGCUUCGACGCUACGGACCCCAGCCCCAGAGUUUGCCGCGCCACGCGCUACAAGAACACCGUGAUUAACCGUUUAGACGGUCCGCCUCUUAUAAAUCCUCCUACCACCGCCAGCAAAACAGCAGGCAGGCUGUGCACAAAAGCGGAGCUUGCUAUCUACUUCAGCAACGUUGAUGGGAAGGUUGCAACCAGCGCGAAUUGCGACCCCAACGAUCCAGAAAAUUACCUGGCCGGGUGCUCGCCUGGUUAUGCGUCCUGGACAGAAAACACCAGGUUCCAGAUUGAUGAUGAGGGGGAGCCGGUUAGAGUAGACGCUCUUGCAGUCUCCGACUCCUCAGGCCUUGACGCCUAUGCUUGCUGUGACGGCUUCUUCUGCCCUGAGAACCUGGCGUGCAUGAUCCCCUGCCCCAAGGGCGCUUUCUGCCCUAAGGCCCAGAAUCCACCCCCCGACGGUUCGUCCCGUGGGAGGCCCUUCUGCGUCCCUUACCCCUAUCAGGCCAUCCCGUGGGUAAUAGGAGACCCACCAAACCAGGUCAAUUUCAUCGGUUGUGGGGGAGCUUCAACAUGGAACGCCGCCUCAGGAUCAAACCGAGGAGACGGCAUCUUCUGCGACGCUGGCGCGUACUGCCCUUUCGCGUCAGGCCAGUUCAACGUGACGUCGAGCAUUCAGUGCCCCGCCGGCUACUACUGCCGCAAGGGGACCACGGUUGCAAAGAAGUGCUCGGGGCUCGCGUCGUGCCCGGCCGGGGAAUUCCAGCAGGAUCUCAAGGGGGCCGGCAUCGGCUUUGUGGUGUUCCUACUGAUCGUGCUUGCAAUCACGUACUACCUUGUUGAUUACAUCACCAACUGGCGCCUCGAGCAAGUCGAGAAGCGCCGCAUGCGCUCUGAGCAGCACGCUCGCGCACGCCAGCUUGCUCGUGAGCGGUGGCAACGUGCGGGACGCAUAUUCAUCGAUGCAUACCGCAAAAAGAAGAAGGAGCUAGGGAUUACCAGGCCAACCACAGCGGGAAGCCGGACCGGGUCCAGCUAUGGUUAUCCCCCCGCGCGGCCCUCCAACGACCUUUAUGGCAACGGCAGUGAUCUAUACGGCGCACCGCCAAUGGCGGGUGCCGGCGGCGAUCUGUACGGCGUCCCUGUAGAGGCCUCCUCUCCUGCGGGUGACCUGUACGGAGCCCCAGCGGGUGGCGACCUUUACGGUGCCGCCCCCGCGCCCGCGGUUGAGAUGACGAAGCGCAACAAGAAGGUGGACUACGAGGACGUGUACGAGGAGCUCGCGCGGCAAAACAAGGCGCGCUCUCCCGACGAGUCGCUUUUUGACACCAUCCUGAACAAGGAGGGCCCGAUGGCCGGGCGCAAGAUCCGCAUACAGCUGGAGUUGGAGUUCCGCGAGGUGAAUCUGUUUCUCAAGAGCAACGGCCGCAAGCUGCUCGACAACAUCAGCGGCAUCCUCAAGCCCGGCCGCGUCACAGCGGUCAUGGGGCCGUCUGGUGCGGGCAAGUCCAUGUUCCUCACUGCAGUGGCCGGCAAGGAGACGUACUGCAACAUGACGGGCGAGGUGCUGAUCAACGGGCAGGCGGGGAACAUCCAGGCAUACAAGCGCAUCAUCGGCUUUGUGCCACAGGACGACAUCGUGCAUGGAAACUUGACCGUGGAGGAGAACCUGUGGUUCAGCGCCAACUACAGGCUGCCACGUGGCAUGAGCAAGCGCAACAAAGUGCUCAUUGUGGAGCGCACCCUGAUCUCGCUGGGCAUCGACCAUAUCCGCCACUCGCGUGUUGGGACCGUGGAGCAGCGCGGGAUCUCCGGCGGGCAGCGAAAGCGAGUCAACGUCGGCUUGGAGAUGGUCAUUGACCCCAGCCUGCUGAUCCUGGAUGAGCCGACGAGCGGGCUGGAUUCCACGUCCUCCUUCAAAGUGCUGCAGGCUCUAAGGCAGGAGGCGCUGCGCGGUGUCAACAUCGGCGUCGUGCUCCAUCAGCCGUCGUACAAACUCUUCCACAUGUUCCAUGACGUCAUGUUCCUCAUGCCGGGCGGGAAGGUGGUGUACCUGGGCCCUGUCCGACAGGCCGAGGAGUACUUCGCAUCGCUGGGCUUCGCGAUCCCGGACAGAGUGAACCCCCCGGACCACUACAUGGACGUCCUCGCGGGCGAGGUCCCGUCCACUCUGGAGAACUUCGAUAUCAAGCGGCUGCCCGAGCUGUGGCUCGAGACGCAGAGCCGCCCCGGGCGCUCCGAGUCGGGCCUCGGCCAGGUGGAGAUCCCGAUCAGGGAUGACGCAUUCAUUUUGCACCCCGGCACCGGCAAGCACAUCAAGAUGAACCCGAUCGUUGCGGCGGAGAGCUUCGGCAACAAGAUGAUCCAGGACAUGUCGGCCAAGUGGAGGCAGAACUUCGAAGACUUCGCCGACAUCUUCCGCAAACAGGAGAACCGCUCCGGCCGCGUCACCCCCGGCUUCGGGCGCCAGUUCUUCACCAUGUACUCCAGGUUGUGCAAGCAGCAGUUCCGCAGCAUGCGCGUGCUCUUCCAGGAUUACGUCAUCCUCCUCAUCACGGGCGCCGCGCUCGGCCUGCUGACCCCCACCGACGAUUCCAAGCUGGGAGGCCCGACGGCAUACACCAACACCAUCAUCGCAGUCUCUCUGCUGGCCAUGAUCGCCGGGCUGCGCACCUUCAACCUGGACACGCUCAACUUCUACCGCGAGUCCGCUUCGGGCAUCAACAAGCUGGCCUACUUCCUCGCCAAGGACCUCAGUGACUGGCCCCACAUCUUCCUGAAGCCUAUCUUCUACAUGGCGCUGUUCUACUUCUUCAACGACCCGCGGUCCACAUUCGUGAGCAACGUCGGGCUGACCAUCUGCCUGGUUUACUGCGUCACUGGAGUCUCCUACGUCCUGGCCACCCUCAUGCCGCCCUCGUCCUCUCAGCUGGCAGCUGCGGUAGUGACGCUCAUUGCGAGCGUGAUUGCGGGCAAGGGCAACUCCGGCGGCAUUGUGAAGGUCUUCUACGCGCUCAGCUUUGCGCGGUGGGCCCUCGAGGCGUACGUCCUGGCAAACGCAAGAAGAUAUUCCGGGGUGUGGCUCUUGACGCGGUGCGGGGCUCUCCAGAAGGCCAACUACGACAUCAGUGACUACGGGCUGUGCAUCUUUAUGCUGCUCUUCUUCGGCGUGCUCGCGCGCUGGGGCGCCUUCAUGCUGCUCAUUGGGCUCCACCGCGACAAGCAAAAGUAGACAGAGCGCGGUCUUUGGCGCUUUCAAUCUGUGGGCGGCAGAGAGCAAUCUCCAAUGUAUCGGCUUGACAUAGCCCGCUAAAGUCGCCCGCUAAAGUCGCCCGAAAGUUGCGCCAAUGAGAAGGUUAGAAACGAAAAAUGGGCCGUCGACCUGGCAGGUCGCCAUGCUUCAUGAGUAUUUAUGGGACGCAGGAAGUCUCUGUGAGUCCCGUCUACUAUCCUAUUCCAGUUAUGGUGGCUGAGGAUUAGCAACGCGAGCACUAGAUGUAAGUUACCAGCAUUCAAGCCCAGUAAACUUAAGGUAACUCGGAGGUCAUGGUGGAGUCAUUGGCUCAUGGGGUUUCUCCAAACCUGGCGCUCGGUUGAGAAGUCGUCAGUCAAUCUGCAUAAGCGGCCGAUGCAGUGUGGACAGUUGCCAUACCUCAGAUGUUGUCUCCUUGUUAAGUUGGUCUGGGUCUCAUGGUAGAAUAGGGCAACGCUGAUAAAAAGGUACUAAAAAACCUCUGUAGACGAUGUCGUCGAUUGUGGUUUACUUAUUGAGUACGACGAACCGAACUUGUGCUCUUUAACCAUAUUGCUAUAUAUAUGGAACAAUGACAAGC
This is a messenger RNA of Klebsormidium nitens, 4238 nucleotides long. Lineage: Eukaryota; Viridiplantae; Streptophyta; Klebsormidiophyceae; Klebsormidiales; Klebsormidiaceae. The record is from the annotation of a GenBank genome assembly.